AUAUUUUGUUGGAAAAUUGAAACAUUAUACUUAGCAUGAAAGUUCUUCAUCAGUCUUUCGUCAGUCAACACUUCAUAGAAUCACAGAGGUUAGUUCAGCUAUGACUUGUGAGUAAACUAUGGCCUUUGAGAACUCUAGAUCUGAGGACUUGUCAUCUGAGUGAGUUCUUAAUUGUUAAUUGUUCAAGUGUAAUGUCAUAUGCUCAUAUGGUAGAUCAAAAGUUGAAUCUGAGGCCCAAGCCUAAUGAUAAAAACCAGAGUAAAUUUUAGGUUCAUUGAGCAUAAUAGCCAAAUGACAUAAUGAACAAUGAUCCUAGUAAAAUGUAGCAUCCAUGAUCAUCAGAACAACAAGAUGAACAGUCCUUGCUUAUGAUAUUUCCUACAUUGUGGCUUCUCUUAUUGCUAUUUGCAAAGCAAAAUAGAUCUUAAAUCAUUCAUGAUCAUUCAGUCAUAACAUAUUCAGUAGGUAGCCAGUGCCAGGCUAUUGGUUAUCAAUCCCACAACCAACCUCAUGAGUUAGAACUCAGUCACUCACUCUCAAUAAUACUAUCUCAAUAUUUGGAUGGUACUGCUGACACUUCAUUCAGUAUACUCACUACUAAGUGCUUGGCAGUAAGUAGUUAACACUGAAGUAACAACAUGUACCAUCAAGGUACAUGUGAGGGUGUAUGCACAUAAUCUAACAUCCAAUUGCAACUUAGAAUAUAGCAUCCAAUGCCAAAUAUCACCUAAACCUUCAACUGAGGAGUCAUAAUGCAAACCCUCCAAACAAAUUAAGGUUGAUUCAGGACCCAAGAUCCACAAGAUCCCUCGACAAAUUGAAAAUGCAGGAUCCAAGAUCCCCAGGAUCCCUCGCCAAAUUGAAAAUGCAGGAUCCAAGAUCCCCAGGAUCCCUCGACAAAUUGAAAAUUCAGGAUUCAGGAUCCCUCGACAAAAUCUGAAGUGCAGACUGCAGGAUCUAGAAUCUCCAGGAUCCCUUGACAAAUCUGAAGUGCUGGAUCCAAGAUCCCCAGGAUCCCUCAACAAAAUCUGAAAUGCUGGAUCCAAGAUCCCCAGGAUCCCUCGACAAAAUCUGAAAUUCUGGAUCCAGGAACCACCAAGAUCCCAAAUCUUGGAUCCAGCGGAUCCUGGAUCUCGGAUCUUUUUGGGAUCUUGGCACAAGUCUGCUCACAACUUCAAACAUAAAUUUUUCACAAACCAAGCUAUAAAUGAAGCGGGGAAUAAUUUAUAUCACUAGAUUUUUGGUUGUUUGUAGCAACAACUAUUCACUUUGUAAUACAUCAAAAUUUGAGGAAUAUUUGGACAGUUCAAGGACUGUCCAAAUGUUGACAAUGACAGAAUGCUCAAGGACAAUGAACAAUCAGGGCUCUAGGUCUGUGGUAUGUUAAAUAUCAGGUUCCUCCAAUGGCGGUCAAGUCGCGCCUAGAAUGUCGAGCGAGUCAGCGGACACAACUUCGGCAGGUAAAGCGUUCCAGCUGUUCAUGGUACUGGCGCUGAAGCUGUUUCGCCGUGGGGUCACCGCCCUGGGUUUGAGUGGUGACUGGUACCAUUUUCACUAAAUUCUAUAAAUGACAUCACUGGUGCGUUUGCCCACAUGACUGUAGGCAGAAGACCCCGUAGUUCAUAUUUUAUUGAAUAUUAUUUGGGGUUGUGCCCUUAUGAUCGAAAGGAUCAUAACGAACGAAAUUCAUUUCCUUCGUUUAAUGAUCCUUUCCUUGGUGUUGCUAAUUCUGUAUGCUUGGUUAGGCGAAUUUACAAUUGGCUCAGAAUGUUUUUGCACUUAUUGGUUUCAGAUGAAUGUGAAGCUAUCAUGUUCUUUGUGUCACCACACUGACACAGACUUGAGAGAGUUUUGCCUGCAUUUGCGACGACAUGGAUCAGACCCUUAUUUUCACGUGGAUUGCCCGAUGUGUCGCAAGAAGUUCACCACUGUUCGGUAUUGGAAAGAUCAUGUUUUGUCUAGAAAGUGUUCUCCGGUUGAAGCUGCUGGUUGUGCUUCAAAUGCUCCAGAGACAUCUUCGUCUCAAAAUCAACAAGAAACUGGUGUCGAGAUUGAUUCUGACUCUGGUGACAAGGUUGAAGACGACCCUGGUGCUCACGAUGUGAGAAAACAACUGUUAGGACUCAUAAUCAAACUCCGCGCCCAAAAUGUGACCGAAAAUAGCUGCCAUGCUGUGCUGGAGUUCAUUGAGGACUUUUCGAAAGAAGUCAUCCAAGAGUGUCUGAGCUUAUGUGGGGAGGCACCAUGCUGCCAUCUUGAAGAAUAUUAUCAUAAACUCAAGACUCUGAAUGAGCUGAGCAAGUUACAGGGUAGCGACCACCUAGAACGCACAGCUGUCAAGGAGUUUGAAACGGUUGAUCCUGUAUCUGUGACAUUGGGCACAGACGAACAUGGGAAAGAUGAAACGCUCCAAUACUUGCCAGUUACACCUCAGCUUAAACAACUCUGCGAGCAAGUGAAUGCUUGCGAAGAUGCAACUGCAUCACCAGAUGGGAUACUUGGUGGCCUUCAGGAUGGAUACGUCCAUAACAAUAAUAACAGCGAAGGUCGUUUGCUUCUUUCAGUCUACUAUGACAGUUUUCAAGUAGGCAACCCCUUGGGCAGCAGAGCAAAGAACCAGAAAGUGGGCGUUGUUUAUUUUUCAGUGAACAGUCUUAAGAACAGCGCACUUCGCAACAAAAUCAUCCUUUCGGUAGUCUUUCGAGAGGCACUGCUGGCAACACAUUCAUGGGCAACACUGCUCGACCCACUCAUCACCGAACUUAAAGAGCUUGAAUCAAGCGGUUUUGUGGCAAACAUUCGUGGUGGCUCGCAUUUUACUGCACACGUUGCAGUGUUGAUCGGUGACAAUCUGGGCGUACACAGUGUGGCGGGCUUUUCACAGUGCUUCAGUGGGGGUGCAAUGAUUUGCCGACACUGUCAUGGAACGGCAGAUGAGAUACGAACAAAGACGAAGCUGGAAGAGUUUGACCUCCGUUCCAAAGAAGAUUAUGACUCCAAAGUGAAGCUUUUGCUUGAAGAAGGUUUCGGUGAAUCACUCUCGAAAGCGUACGGCAUCCGAAGCACGUGUCCGUUCAGCUCAUUGACGGGCUUUCACCCGAUGACGUCGAUACCCCCUGAUGUGAUGCAUGAUCUUCUAGAGGGCGUUGUGCCGUCCACCAUUGCUCUGGUGUGCGGUGGUUUGAGCUCUCGCGGUGAUUUGUCUCUGAACGAUGUGAACAGAGCUAUCAGGUCAUUCCCAUACAGUCAGGUGGACACAAAUCAUCCCGCCCCGUUACGCCGUGAUGGAAAGGGUAUAACUGUGAAGCAGCAGGCGAGUGAGGCUUGGUGUCUUCUGAGGCUUUUGCCAUUGAUUCUCCUGAGUGCAGGUGUUCUCUCAUCGGCUGUGUCUGGGAGCAAGAUGUACUCCCUGCUCGUGCAGUUAAUCAAAAUCAUGCUCCUACUCACUGUCUUCACGGUGUCACUGCAAGACUUGGAUAUCCUGCAAGGGAUGGUGGAAAAGUUUUUGACAGACCUUCUCGCAUGCUUUCCGGAGUUCAAACUGACGCCGAAGCAUCAUUUCCUCUUACACUAUGCCGAUCAAACGAGGAGACAUGGCCCAUUGAGGUAUCUAUGGAGCAUGAGAUACGAAGCCAAACAUCAAACCUUGAAGCGGUCUGUGGCAAACUCGCGCAAUCGUAAAAAUAUAUGCAAGAGCAUCGCAACUCGUUAUCAGCUGAAGAGUGUCGCAGAUGCAAUGGAACUACGCGGUCGUAUGAGCGGCGGGCAACCUUUCAGGGGAGAGGUUCCGGAAGCGGCUGCUGCAUUGACGAGAGGGGCACAGCUUUUCAAAAAGGCGCUAAUAAACGGCGAGAAGUACUGCGCGGGUGAAGCUCUGCUGCUGCACACUGGUGUCGCUGUGAUUAUCUGCAUUUGCAAACAUCCAAGCAGCGUUGAGUCGGACAAACAAUUCCUGGUGCAGCACCAGGUGGCCAUUUAUGACACAUCCUUGGGAGCUUUUAUCAUUUCUGGAACAGAUCAAUAUGAUGUAUUCGACUGUGCGAGUCUCGUUGAUCCCCAGCCCCUCGGCACGUACUGGAUCAAUGACCACCACUAUGCCGUUCCUCGGAGGCUGAUACCCGGCUACGGGAUGCUGUAGAACGAUAGGACCACGAUCGCCAUGCUGACCUACGUGGUGCAGCAACACGACAUCAACCGACUUGUGACUGUGAAGAAUAAGGGUGAUGUUUUGGCGGCCGCAAAAGAGGCGUUUUCUCUGUCUGGCAGUUAUUGCUUAGAGCUUUACCACAAGGAGUCCGAAUUGUAUGUUCGCAUCGAUAACCCAGUAGACGACCUACCAUGUGGCGGACGGAUUCGCCUUGUCCCCGUCCAAGUCUCCAGCCCACCAGUGUCAUUCAUCCAAAGAUGUCUCAGCACGGCCGACACCAUCCCCGUCCUGACGAUGACAGCUUCUCCUGGCGCCUUGGGAACUCCCUCCUGUUCCAAGGAUUCAGCAGUGAUCGA
This is a messenger RNA of Amphibalanus amphitrite, 4503 nucleotides long. RefSeq lists its product as uncharacterized. NCBI's taxonomy places the organism in Eukaryota, Metazoa, Arthropoda, Thecostraca, Balanomorpha, Balanidae. The record is from RefSeq and is a predicted model, not a curated record. The transcript is spliced from 2 exons. The coding region runs from base 1658 to 4138 and encodes 826 amino acids.